Molecule: messenger RNA, 912 nt
Organism: Prunus armeniaca (apricot)
Lineage: Eukaryota; Viridiplantae; Streptophyta; Magnoliopsida; Rosales; Rosaceae
Source: the annotation of a GenBank genome assembly
AUGGCGUCAUCUACCAACACACUUGCACCUAUACACCCCAACAAAAUGGAGUUGUCGAGAGAAAACAUCAACAUCUCCUUGAAAUGGCACGAGCAUUUAGCUUGCAUCAUCACACUUCAGCCCACUCACUCUACAAUUCCACCAACAGAUCCUCCUUACAUCUUCAAUUCGACCAGGCCCACAACACCUCCUAGCCCAUUUUUUACACCACCUACCAGCCCAUUACCCAACCAAACCAUUGCAACGCCAACCUCACCAUCCCUUAUCUCCUCUGUACCUACUUUCCCUGACAAAACCAACGCCACCUCUCCUCCCUCCCAUCUCGACUACCUAGACACCACUCCUACCCCAACACCACCUUCUCCUCUUCGGCGCUCCGCCUGCAUCCCCCAGCCCUCUGUUCUUCUCAGAGAUUUCGAAUGCAACAGUACCAUGUCCACCACUUAUUCUGAUUCAUCUUCUGCCAUCACAGGGGCUUCCACUGAUCCUCUUUGGUGUGAAGCUAUGACAAAGGAAAUACAGGCACUUGAGCAAAAUAAGACUUGGAUUCUCACCACUUUACCUGCAGGCAAACGACCUAUUGGUUAUAAAUGGGUGUUCAAAGUCAAAUACAACUAUGAUGGUACUGUUGAACGAUAUAAAGCCCGACUUGUUGCUAAAGGUUACACGCAAAAGGAAGGGCUCGACUACACUGAGACAUUUUCUCCCACUGCCAAACUCGUUACCUUCCACUGCCUCCUUGCCAUUGUAGCCGCUAGUGAUUGGCCUCUCGAUCAACUCGACGUGCAAAAUGCAUUUCUCCAUGGUGACUUGGAUGAGGAAGUUUACAUGGUCCUUCCUCCCGAAUCACGGGGGGAACUUAGUAUGUCAGCUACGAAAGUCGCUCUAUGGUUUAAAGCAAGCAAGCCAUAA